This is a messenger RNA of Drosophila teissieri, 4806 nucleotides long. Its product is annotated as leucine-rich repeat and immunoglobulin-like domain-containing nogo receptor-interacting protein 1. The transcript is spliced from 5 exons. Bases 855 to 3068 code for a protein of 737 amino acids. Gene Ontology annotation, molecular function: protein binding. The record is from RefSeq and is a predicted model, not a curated record. NCBI's taxonomy places the organism in Eukaryota, Metazoa, Arthropoda, Insecta, Diptera, Drosophilidae.
UGGUACUCACGCGGCUGUUCUCUCACGCGCUUGCAGUUGCUCUGUUAUCGGCGCUCAUCGAGAUACAAAAUUUACGUAAAGUUCGCUGGCCAAUUGGAAGUAGAGAAUGUAAUGUGCGCGUGCUGGAAAGUUGUGCGUUUUGGGCCAUAAAACACAAUUAAAAGUGCUAACGAGUGGGCGAAGCCAAGUAACCGAAUAACCGAAAUAAAUUUAAACAGCAAACGCUAAGAAAACAAGCUGCUGCGGCUUUAAAGAUUUUAUUGGCCCAUUGUGUGCGUGUAAUUGCCUUGAUUGAUAACCGCCGACAGCGACUUUUGCACCCAUGUAAACGCCCAAAAAAAUUCCAGAAAUUAUAUAUAUUGAAAGCUCUCGAGUGGCAAGUGUGACCAAAGUGCGUUGGAAUUCAAUAAGUGAAGAAGCAGAGGAAUUCGGGCGUUCAUUCCCCCGCGUUUUACGCUUUGUUAGUGAGGAGUUGAGGAAUUUUCAAUUAAAAUUACACACAGAAUCAAUGCAAUUACAGAGACGAUUGCAAAGUGCGCACUCGAUGCAAUAGAAGCAAUCAUUCAUUUUAAUGGAUUAAUUGAGCCCGAAAGAAAUUCCUGCACAUAAUUCCAAAGUUCCUGCAAAGAAGUUGCAAGUAUCUGCUCUACGAAAAGAAGGAUGCUAUAAUUGCCAUCCGGCUGCCAGGCAGACAGAGAAACUCCCACUGGAGGACACUUCAUCCACAGCCAGAACCCUUCCGUUGCCCAGAUGUCGGACAUGAAAUGGUGGUAACAGUCCUGCACCGCAAACUGGUCAACAAAUAAUUAUCGAGUCGAGAGGAAGUGGAAGAGCCUUCAAAGAGUCAACACAAAAUGCCUGACCACACGACAGUAACCGCAACGACAAGGAGCAGGCCAUGGCUUAGUGGAGCCAUCCCGGUGCUGCUCCUCCUGCUGAUUCUCGUAGUCCUGCCUCUGGAAUCCACCGCCUUCUGCCCCUCGAAGUGCCAGUGCCUGGGGGGCGAGGCCAAUAGCAGAGCGUUGUGCGUGGACGCUGCUCUGGAGGAUGUGCCCAUCCAAUUGAAUCCGGAGACGAAAUACAUCAAUCUCACAGUGAAUCGAAUUCGUACCCUGGAGUUCUCGCUGCCGUUCUACAUGAAGCUGGAGAUCCUGGAUCUCUCGCAGAACAUCAUCGAAACGCUGGGCUCGAAGAACUUCGAGUACCAAUCGGAGCUGAGAACGCUGAAUCUGAGCCGCAAUUUGGUCAGUUCGCUGCACAAGCAUGCCUUCAAGGGAUUGACCAAUCUGCUGCUCCUGGAUCUCAGCUUCAAUCGCAUUGAGACAGUGCAUCCCACCGCUCUCAGUGAUCUGGCCUCGCUGGUGGAGCUGGAUCUUACCAACAACAAUAUUGUCAGCCUGGAGGACAACUGCUUCAAGGGCAUGAACACGUUGGAGGUUCUCGUGUUCCGGAAUAAUCGACUGCUAGACGUACCGGCCACCAAUCUUUGGCAUUUGCAUGCCCUCAAGAGCCUGGACAUGUCCUUGAAUCUGGUCGAGUUUGUGCGGAAUGACAGUUUCGAGGGCUUAAAGGAGCUUCUGGCCCUCAGCGUGCAGGGCAAUGUGAUGAGCGAACUGGAUUUGAGUGCCUUCGAGGGACUGAUAUCCUUGAAACAUCUGGAUCUGUCCGAUAAUAAUCUCACGAUGGUGCCUACACAGCAGCUCUCGAAGCUCUCGAACCUCACCUAUUUGAACCUGGGCGGCAACCGCUUCUCCCAGCUGCCCGCCGUCGCCUUCCUCAACCUGUUUCAUUUGCGCGAAUUGCAUUUGAGCCGGCUGGACUUCUUGCAGCGCAUCGAUUCGAGAGCCUUUGUGGACAACACCCACUUGCAGACGCUGCACCUGAACAACAAUCCCCAGCUGAGCGACAUACCGAUGCGCCUGUUCCAGGGCAACCCCAACAUCCUGGAGGUCUACAUGCAGAGCAACAGCCUGCAGACCUUGUACUCCGCCCAGUUCCCAGUGGAUCAGCUGCAGAAACUGUACCUGGGGGACAACCCGCUGCAGUGCAACUGCUCGCUGCUGUGGCUCUGGCGCCUGGUAACCGGCAACUUCGAGGGAGUCGAUCCCGCCCUGGAGCACGCAGCCGGUGGGGCGGUGGCUGCCCUGGCCAAGGAGGCCGAUGACGAGGAGCAGGCGGAUGAGGCCACCGCCGUGGCCUCCACGGACGACGGAGUGGCCGCCUUGGCUGCCUACAUAGCCGAGCAGCAUAUAGUGAAUGCCCUGCACACCACCGAGCCCAGUGCCUAUGAGCUGGCCACGUCCGCCUCGAACCGGAACUCCGGCAUCCUGCGCAUGGAUCGCCAGCAGAUUGGCUGCGACAUCUGGCGCGAUAAGGUGCGAACGCGGAGGAAGCUGCUGACCAUGAGCGAGGGCGAGAUCACCUGCCCCGCCCACAUUGUGACCGUGGUGUGUGCGGUGAUCACCUGCCUGCUGGUGGCCAUGAUUGGCAUCAGCGUGCUCUACUACCUGCGCUUUGUCAAGCGGCGGAGGAAGCUGCUCCACGAACGCGGUCCCAUGCGCACCAGCAAGAGCAUCAUCAACGUCCACGAUCGCAUCCUGCAGGGUCACAAUCCCGGCGGUCUCGGCCUGGGCAUGAGCAUGACCCUGGGCGGCGGCAACCAUGUCAACGGCUUGGGCAUGACCCUCAACUAUCCGCAUCAUGCCCAGACCCUGCAGGCGCACCAUCACUACCACCAGGCCAUGCCACUGCAGUCGCAUGGGGGCAGUGGCAACCAUGAGUACCAGCAGACGACUCUGCCACAACUGGACAAGCUGGAACUGGAGCGCUACCUGGCGGCCCAGACCAUUGCCAAUGAGUACCGGGCACUGAAGCCCUGGGAGCUGCCCGUCAAGGAGGCGGACGACGAGCCGGAGCAUCUCUACGAGCGGUUCGAUCACUACGAGUAUCCGGACACUCACACCAUGAGCAAGCUGAAGCAGGCGGCGUCCUUGAACCACUCCAACUCCUCGGCUGGUCCCUCGCCCGUUCCCCCCUCGUCCGGCAAACCGCACGUGGUCUACGUAUGACGUGGGCGUGGCACGGGCGAGCGGGUGUCCCAGACCAAUACGGAUAUCGAAAUGGUCGGGCUGAACCACCUCCACCUCCAGCACCACCACCACCACAACAACAACAACAACUACCGGGGCUGUGUACAGAGCGCCAAGGCCAGUGGCCAGUUCUGAGUUGGCUAAAUCCAGGGGGUUCACACAAGCAAAAACAGGGAAAGUGAGAGGUUAGUUUAAGGCGAGUUUGGGACAGGAUGUAGCCACUACAACUGGUGGCUUUGAGUGGGAAAUUUCAAUGAUGCAUUAGUUAUUCGAUCAAAGUGAUCUUUGAUCAGAUGCGAUUGUAACUAUGAUUUUCGACUUCAAGAAAACUUCUGCAUCAUGGAGAUUUUUCACUAAAGCGACACCAUAGUGAUUUACCUUUGUUAACGUUUUUUUUCGAAUAAAACCACAAAGUUUAACAAGCGUCAAAUGAAACAAGGGAUAUGUCUACGUGUAUAGAAAGCAUACAAAUACUCUUAACUACCUACGGAUAACAGAUAUAUUAGAAAUGUAUACUAACCGCUAAACUAAGAGACGAAUACGAUUUCAAAGAAACCAUUUUGCUGGCCCCAAACUAAGCUAAGCUGCAUUCAAAUCUCACUCACUCUUUCUCUCCCACUCAUAGUUAAAAUGGCAUUUAGCAUUCGAAUACUCUAGAUAGCAUUUAGCGCAUAAGAACUUAACAAGUGAAUUUAAACAUAUAUAUAUGAAUAUAUGCAUAUAUAUUAGGUAUAACGAUGGAGCAGGGUGCAAGCUAAACGAGGUAAAUGGGAUUUUCUUGAUUUGGUUCAUGAAUUUACUGAAUAUGUCUUCAGCAUUUGGGAUACACGGAGAGCAGGACACACACUUUGGCAGACAAAUAAACUAAUGGGGACCAAAUAGUCCAGUCCAGUCCAGCCUAGAACUAACUGAAUGAAUCCAACUGCCAAAGAAUCCCACUGUCCAUUGGCAUCCAUUAUCCUGUUGAAGCAUAUUCCCAAGUUUCCUAACUUUAGCAAACAUCUCGAAUGACAAUAUGCGAAAUAUUAAGUGGAAAACUAAAAACUAAAAAUUAAAUUAUAACACCUAUAUUAUCUUAGUGAGCCAGAACUCAAAGUUGAUGAAAUUAUAAAUAUAAUUUGUAAAUAUCCCACAAUGGCGAUGCGAUGCGAUGCACUCAGCUGAGUGCUUGAACGUUUACUGUAAAUAAUUUAUGGAAUGCAUUUUAAAACAUUAGUCAAGUGCAUAGAUUAUUGAUUUAAGAAUAAAUGAUUUCCAAAAAGCAAUAACUCAGAAUCCAAGGCUCGUUCGUUGUUAUUUUUCGGUUGAGUUUGAUUUGCGAAUAAUAAUUUAAUUAAAUGCGACAACAGCAAGGCAAAUAGCAAAUAGCGACCAAAACUAACCGGUAUUUGCAUAAAAUAGCCACACACACACACGCAAACACACUCACACACACAUACACAGUGCACACAAAAAGCCAGUGUAAAAAUAUUUCUAAAAUAAAAAGUAUAUGCGUGUAUGUGCUGAAUAAGUAAAAUCAAAAAGCAGGCUGGCUAUGCACGAAAUGCAUUUAGGAAAAACCGACAGAAAAUACAAUUUGAACAUAAAUAAAAAGCAGUUUGUGUAUAAAAGGUGCAAAAAGAGCAAGGGAAAGGCAAAUUGAAGCCAGGCAAACGUAAGUUUAAAUCUAAUAAUAUGAUAUACAUACGCAAAAAUAUUUAAUUAAAUGAUAGAGACA